Messenger RNA from Durusdinium trenchii, 2587 nucleotides. The record is from the annotation of a GenBank genome assembly. NCBI's taxonomy places the organism in Eukaryota, Dinophyceae, Suessiales, Symbiodiniaceae.
CUUCUCUUUGUGGUCUGGUCCACACUUGCAGGGCCCCAAAUAUGAUCAGUCAGCAUGAGUGUUUGUCAGUUUGUUUUUGAGACCUCCAAUUCUUUCUGUGUCGCCGCGAGACAUCAAGCUAUGUUUUCCAGUCACGGGAGUCCAGCUCAACAAGAAAAACAGCUGCAAGGGGUUUCCACAAGAUCCCCACAUUUUUGGACCAGCACUUCUGGACCUGCAGGGUCAGGCUGCCAGAAAUGUGAGCAAAAUCCAAGCCAUGGUCAUAGUGAAUGUCUUCGGAAAUCACAGGGCGUUCGCUGCAUUGACGGAUUCGGGUUCUGUUGUUUGUUGGGGUGACUCAGAGGCUGGUGGAGACUGUCAAAAGGUGCGAGAGCAGGUCUCCUCCGGAGUGGCAGACAUUUGUGCUUCAGCAGCUGCUUUUCCGGCUUUGAAGAAGGAUGGCUCUGUCGUCACUUGGGGCCAUCGAGACUAUGGCGGAGACAGCCGGACAGUGCGAGACGAGCUCAAGAGCGGGGUAUCUCACAUCACAGCGACAGAGUCAGCAUUUGCUGCAAUGACGGAUGGUGGUAAGGUAAUUUCCUGGGGAAAUCAAGCACAUGGCGGAGAUUCAGACUCGGUGAAGCACAGGCUGCAGAAAGAGGUGCGUCAUAUUUUCUCGAACAAAGUGGCUUUUGCUGCAUUGAAGUCUGAUGGCAGCCUUAUUUCAUGGGGUGAUGCAGAGUGUGGCGGGGACUGCAGCAAAAUUCUUCAAGAGUUGAAUGAGAUAGGUUCUCCACCAAUCACAACAAUCUAUUCAAGCCCAUAUGCGUUUGCAGCACGUCGUGCCGAUGGAUCGGUGAUAACCUGGGGUGAUCCAGAUUCUGGGGGCGACAGUAGUGAUGUGGUGGAAUCUCUUGAGGGUGGUGUGCAAUGGAUUGGUUGCACUGACGAUGCGCUUGCUGCGAUCAAGUCCUCUGGAGAGGUAGUCACCUGGGGUGACCCUGCAUCUGGUGGUGACACUUCUUCGGUACGAAGGCACCUGAGAGCCAUUGCAAGCGUCGUUGCUACCCGCGGCGCUUUUGCUGCCCUGAGAGAAGAUGGAUCUGUAGUUUGUUGGGGUGAUUCAUCGUGUGGUGGGAAUGCAUUUGCUGUUGCACAGCAGCUUAAUGGAGUGAGAAAGCUGCAAGCUACGCGGGGAGCAUUUGCUGCAUUGAAAGAAGAUGGAUCGAUUGUUGUUUGGGGCGAUGAGAAGCAUGGAGCAAACGCAAAGUCCGUUUCCAACAUCAUAUCUUCUGGGGUCAAGGACAUUUUUGCAAACAAUGUAUCUUUCACGGCUUUGAAAGAGAAUGGUGGCCUUGUGACUUGGGGAGAUGAAAGCCAGGCAGCUUCCUCAGUGCUCCCUCGCAUUCCACACGUGCAGAGACCCUUUCCUGCAACAUCCCCCAGUGCAUCCUAAGUAGAAAAUGACUCUGGUCGUUUGGUACCAUCAGUCCGAAUGAUAUAUAUAUAUACAUAGUUACAUAAUCUCUUUGCUGCUUCAAUCAUUUGCUCACUCACUUUUUCGCCCUUGUGCUUUAUUUAAUCUCAAUCAUUUUGUCCUCUCCUUUUGCAAUCUUUUGCAAGCAUCUUCCAUUCGGUCCCGAGCGGCUGCGAGCGGUGUUGGGUGGACCAGUUUCAGCUCCAAGGCCCGCGCCGCAGGGUCAGUAUGCUGGGCCAUAUAUAGAUGCUGAUGCUGAUGGUUUUGAGUCACGUGUCAUGUUUUCAUAGCUUUUGCAGCUUUGAGUCACAUUCCUUUUCAGCCGGGGCUGUGGUGGUGAUGGUGGGAUCGGAUGUCGACAGAUUACCGAUGACAAGAGCAUCGCGUGUUUAUACUAAUCUUGUAAAGAUAUGUAAAGAUAUGAACAUGGAGUAUGGACUGAGACCUUUACACCUGUGGGUUGCUGAUGCUGAUGUCUCCGGACCUUGACUUUGGGUAUUUGGGGUCAUCACGCACGAGUCUCAGAUUUAUGUCCAGCUGAGACGUGUUGUAUGGUGCACCAACCAAUCCUUCCAUUGUUCACCAGCACAGACUGGCCUUUUUUUUGGUAUGGUCAAUUUCAAGCCAACCUUCUUCUACAAAUCACAUGGUUCUGAGUAUACGCUUCAAAGGUUUAGAGACCUUGUGCCUUGCCAUAAGAUUCUCUAAUGUCAAAUGUUGAUCAAGUGUUUUAGCCAAGGGCAGACAAAGAGGUGCAAGGGAUUAUGCCAUUAAUGCCUGCAACCUAAUGGCGCUCAGGAAUAGUUGCGACAAAGUUUGCAUUUGCUCUUCUGAAAUGUGAUGGGUCCGUUCUUACUUGGGGAGAUCCUGCGGCUGGAGGUGACAGCACUGCUGUAAAGCACCAGCUGUCUUGCGCUUGAUGAUUUCAACUUCAAGUUCUUCUUCAGCAGGCAACCGCGCUUUCAUGCAGCCUGUGAAGAGCGACCCAUAUCAAACAGCCUUUCAUGCCGCUGAUAUGUCAGAGCCAACCGAGCCAUUGGCUCGUUUGUUAACAUUUGCUGACAGACAACCUGUCAGAUUUGUGAAUGCUGCAGCAUUGACAGUCGUGAGUGGCCCGACAUUUGACAUAAA